UUGGGGAGUGAGGGAGGAGCAUGGAGGCACCGAAGCCUGGCUUCCUCACAUGCCGGGAGAGCCGAGGACUUGCCUGUCACGUUGUCGUAAUUAGCCUCAUCUCGCGGGGCCCGUGAGAUUCCUGAGUUAUUGCUGGUUAAUUGUGACAGGGGACUGGUUCCAGAGACUCUCAGCCGCCGUGCUUCGCACUCGGUGGAUGGCUUUUGUUGCUCGGGGGCCCCUCCCAGACGAAUUAAAUUCGAAUCUGUAGAAGUGGGACCCAGGCAUCGGUAUUUUGAUGAACCCCCCCCCCCCCACGUGAUUCUGAGGUGCUGAGUAACACUGUAUUAAGCUAAGUCUGUAAAGUGAAUUCGGGCUCUGGCCAUACAGCCCGGUAUCUGCACAGAACGUCGCCCAGGGCAGCCUCAUCCUUGGAGGGAUGUCUGGAAUAUCGGCCCAUCUACUCAAAACUUAGGGUUUUCUUCCCCCACACACACACUUCGACCUCUGUGGGAGGUCAGAAUUUGGUGGAAGUUACCUAGGGAACGUAUGGCCACUGUGGUCUUUUAUGCGCCUUACCCGUGGUGGUGGAGAAGGUCUUGGCCCACUUUUCUUCCUCACUAAUUAAGUGGACUUGAACUAGCGAAGUACCUUUUAGCUAUGAAAUCCUGAGAGUUCCUUAGUACAGAUCCUGAACAAUUUUAUCUUUAUCAGGAGUGAUUUUUAAAGCUGUUUCAUAGGCUAGGUAGCUUCUGUACUGGGCUGUUUUGUACCAGAAGUCAGGACAUUACUAGAAACUCUAGGCUAAAGAUUAAUAACACUUCUGGGGUUGUUUACUCUCAGAGUUUCCAUGAAUUGUGGGGUGGAGAUAACAUUUACAAAUACAACUUAAAAAUAGUUUGUAACGGACCCCUUUGGGAUGACAAUGCCAAGAGCUGCCCUAUAUUUUUAAAGGUCGUUGGGUAGUGACUUGGGAUAGGUGUAACUGAAGACAGGUUCACAGAAGGUGUACAGAUCUCUUCUGUGUUCAUUGCUGGGAAAGUAUAUAAACUAAAGGUCCAGAGAGAAAUUUUCAUUCUAAAAGUGUUUUUACAGAUGGUAAAGGAAUAUUUUGGUUUUUAGGAUCCAGCAUUUAAAGAUGGGGUGAGAAGAAAAGGAUGGGAGAAAAUUGAACAAUUAAGGCCAAAGUGGAAGCCGGAGAGAUUACAAAUUGGGUGCAGAACUCUUGGACCCCUUCUCUCCAAUGGGAAAUCCACCCAUAGAACAGUUGGACACGUGAAAAAAAGAGCAUAACUGUGGUUGAUCUAAGAUCAGAUGAAUUGAAAAUAGUUUUGAAGACAUACUAAUGUAUUUAAUCGUCUGCUUCCUGAAAAGCUCUGUGGCUUUACGGGUUACUUGAGUGACUAGCUACUUAGUUUACUUAGGGAGGGUAGAAGGAGGAGAGACUAUUAUCAGGAAACGGCAAUCUCAGCAGCAUCCAAAGGCAAGAAAAUACAGCUGUGGUUUUUAAGGAAAAUAGGAAAUUUAAAAGAAAUAGAUUACAGAAUCAACACCUACAAGUAAUUGAUUAAAUGAGUGGGACGUAGUGCUGUAUCAGUUCAGGAAACACAGCGAUCAAAUGGAAUUACCAUGUAUGUGUUUAUAGAAGUAAACUUGAAAUGAAACUUCUGAAAUCUGCUGGUGGGCUUAACCACUUUAAACUCAUCAUGGCUUUUGCUGAUAGGCUCUGAACUUGCACGACCUGCCUGUUCAACCCUUAGUGCUUUACAGUCACACCAGCUUUUGCUUUGUGAGGGAUACACUUGGAGUGAAGUGAACUUACCUGUUUCCUCUUUUGAGUUGUAUUGCUAGUAUGCCCUUGCAUAUCCCACUUUUCACCUCUUCCAUUGCCCGUUGUGUUCAUGAUCAGAGGGUCACUUUGUCUUUGAGUGGCCUCACAUUUCACUUAAGAUUUGACAUUAGGCACCUGGGGAUUUGGUGAACUUGCAAAUAGAUCUGCUCACAAAUCCAUCAUGCUGCUGACAAAUUAAACAACAGCGUUCUGUGGGGGGAAGGUUAUUUGUAUUUUUUUUUUUCUUUUAAAGAACACUUAACCACAUCCUUUCAGUCUUUCUCCUUCCCCAUGCUGGGCCUUCCUUUCUGACAUUACUUCUAACUGCAACAUCCGGAAGAGAGUAAAUUGGGGUUUGGGGUUGAAGGAAUGAAUAGGAAAUAAAAUUUUUUUUGCUCCCUCGCCCAUCAGUUUUAACAGUAGUUGUUAUAGACAGAGAGGUGCAGGCUCAUUUAUGUGCCCUUGUGGGAGGCUCAUGUCUGGCCAUAAGACAGAGCCUGGACUCCUGAGUGGGGGAAGACAUUCAGUCUUGAGCCAUCUUUGUUGUCCACAUUACCUGGCAGGGGGCAGGGACCAUUCUAAACCGAAGGAGGGAGUCCCUGAGGGCAUCAGGCCACUGGGGGUGGCAGGAAGCAAUGCUGUCAGAAAACCUUUUUAUUAUCUUAGUUCAGGAAGUUACUACUGGUGUAUGCAUUCUUAGAAGACGUCUUCUCUGAUAGGGUUAUUACUACAAAUACAGAAAUGCCUUAGAACCACAAAUGACUCAGUUCAUGUAAUUUCCAUUUCUCAUUGUACCUUCAUUUAUUUUGAGCAAUUUCCAGCAGACCCAGACCCCCUUCUACCCUGAAACAUACACCGAAGGCUACAUUAGAUCCUCUAAAUUACAUGUUUGGUUCAGAGAACCAAAUCACUGGGAGCCUUCCUGGAAAGGUUGGACCUUAGGGACUUUAGCCAGCAUAACUUAAUGAUUGACUUUCAGUGUGUUCCUAUGCAAAAAACAAAAGCAGGUGAGUUUUUACGUAUUUAAUUUUCAGAAUUCUACUGCAAAAGGAGGAUAGAGAGGAAAAUCCAGUUGCAGAGUGCACAUCAUUAUUUGAGGGGAAUUUCUGUUUUUAUUUUAUUUAUUGGUUGCAAUGACACAUUCUAGAUCCUAUAUUUGUAGGAAUGGAAAUACACAGUAAAAAGAAUAUGUACACUGUCACUACCUUUCAACAAAGCCACAUUACUUACUUGUGGAAUUUUUUAGUAACUUGAUGGAAAUAGUUGGAUUUUUUCCAUUAAAAACAACAAAGUUCUUGUCUGUUACUCCUCAUGUAUAUUUAUGCAUUUAAAAAUACAUCUCUAGGAUAAGCAGGUUCAUUGAAGAAUGCUCGUGUUUUUUUAAAAAGGCUAUAUGGGAAAAUACAUGGUUUAAGACCCGGGGCACUGUCUUGCCAGUGGGCCCCGAGCCUCGGCAGUGUUUCAUGAAUGACCUCAGCGCUGUUUUUUUCCUUCCUCCUCUGGUGGUUGAGGACAGACAAUGAAUGGUCUCUGUGCUCGCCCAGGCUCAGCUGGGUAGUGACUAUUAUGCCUUUGUGCUCCGUGGGGCGGGCUGCCGGUUCGGUGGUACCGCGGACCCCGGCCUGCCCUGACAUCGCCAUUCUCUUUUCUUUCAGCUCCACCGUCCCGUUAGAGGAAAGCUGCUGUUCAGUCCGCGAAGACUGUGCCGCAGGAGUAGGAGACACUCCCAAAGAGUUUCAGCGCCCAUUUGGACUUCCACAACCAGAGAUGACAGCAAAGGUGGCAUCCUGGAAAGCCGAGGAGCCUUGGUCUUUUCAUCCGGUCUACGCAAGGUACUGGCGCCAUUAUCACCAGGCCAUGGCCUGGAUGCGGAGCCACCACAGCGCCUACAGGAAGGCGGUGGAAUCUUACUGCAGUCGCCCGUGGGCCUGCCUUCCUGCGGCUCUUCCCCAGAGCCCUCCCACGAACAAGGCCAAGCCUCAGCCCUCUCGUGACCAUCACCCGGCCUCCACGGACUCGCACUGCGUUCCUUCACCUUCUAGAAGGUCCGGGCAGCAUCCAGCAGCCCGCCCCAGAGAACACCGAGCUUGGCCUGCCGAGGAGGAGGAGGAGACAGCGGAGUCCGAGUCAGACGGGGGUGUGGAGUGCGACCUGAGCAACAUGGAGAUCACAGAGGAGCUGCGCCAGUACUUCGCCCAGACCGAGAGGCACCGGGAAGAGCGACGGCGGCAGCAGCAGCUGGAUGCCCAGCGCCUGGACGACUACGUGAACGCCGACCACGACCUGUACUACAGCACCCACCGCUCGGUGCACCCCCCGUCCGAGAGGCCCGGUGAGCGGCGCCAGGCCGAGAUGAAGCGCUUGUAUGGGGACAGCGCCGCGAAGAUCCAGGCCAUGGAGGCCGCCGUGCAGCUGAGCUUCGACAAGCACUGUGACAGGAAGCAGCCCAAGUACUGGCCGGUCAUCCCGCUCAAGUUCUGAGCCCGGGGCACCGCGUACCCAGCCAUCACCCCCUUCCUUUUGGAUUCGCUGAAUCUCUCCUGUGCAUCUUCUCAGGGAAAUUUCUCUUAUACUGAGAAAUCAGCAUGUCACCAAAGUCCCAGGGGGCCCGUCUCAGGGCUGGAUGUAACACGCUGGCCACUUGAAGUCAGCAAGAUGUGUACUGUUGCCAACAUGAAAGAUUUUCUGUUGAUCCAAAACGAUAAUUUCAUGUAUAUCGUGCUUUCAUGUAUAUCACUGAUACUCUCCAGUUCAUUAAAGUCCUCACUUAGAGACAC
Mustela lutreola (European mink) is the source of this 4587-nucleotide messenger RNA. RefSeq names its product gem nuclear organelle associated protein 8 (gene GEMIN8). Gene Ontology annotation, cellular component: SMN complex. The record is from RefSeq and is a predicted model, not a curated record. Gene Ontology annotation, biological process: spliceosomal snRNP assembly. Lineage: Eukaryota; Metazoa; Chordata; Mammalia; Carnivora; Mustelidae.